Molecule: messenger RNA, 591 nt
Organism: Fonsecaea erecta
Lineage: Eukaryota; Fungi; Ascomycota; Eurotiomycetes; Chaetothyriales; Herpotrichiellaceae
Exons: 1
Coding region: 1-591 (196 amino acids)
Source: RefSeq, a predicted model, not a curated record
AUGGCGUCCUCUGCAUCCGACACUCCGGAGCAGGAUCCCGCUCAGCGCCAGAGACUCUUCGACGACCACCGCGGCUUCCUGCACACGUCAACGCUCGCGGCGUGUUUCCUCGCGCCCGCGCUCGUCGCCCUGCCACCGCGCAAAUUGGACCUCUACACCUUCUCCUUAACGGGUGCCUUCAUUGGUGCCGCAAACUACCAGCUCCGAGAACGCACGGGGUUGGGGUUCAUGGGCCACGCCUCGAGGCGCUUCGUGAACGGACAGGUCCCCCGGUUCGGCCAGGAGAUUGCUGGUCCAGCGAAUGGGGACCAACGUCUUCCCUUUGAACAUGCAGUGGUACCGGGUAUGGUGCAGCAGAACGAGACAUCUGCUCUGCAGGAUAAAGCUCGGGAAGCUUGGACGACAGGGCGGAACGAGGACUGGAAACAACGCCGUUUGAAAGAAGAGCAGGAGAAACUUGAGCAGGGUGAAAGUUACUGGAGCAUGAUUGUCGACCAGGUUUGGGAGGUUUGGAACCAAGGCGAGGAAAAAGUCGACGAGUUGAAAGAGAGGGAUGAGGAAGCUGUGCAGAAGCAAAAAGACCAGGGAUGA